GGCCAAUGAGAAUGAGUUUAAGGUCACGUGAGUCAGAAACAUGGCCGAAAAAAGUGGCUGACAGUAACAAUGUAGAAUUAUCCGGGACUAAUGGACUUUAUUAAGUCAGGAAUUUACUGGUAUUCGUAUCCAUUUGUGCGGUAAAUCACAUUUCACAUUGAAGUGCCUCUGUAGAAACCGUUUUAUGAGUGUCUUUAGUUGUCUCUGUCUUUAGUUAAUGUCAAAUGCACCAGAACAAUUAUCUACGAUAAAGAACAUUUAACGUUCUGCCUUCGUGGGUCGUGGGUCAUACGUUUUCUGCUUCCGUUUGAUGACAUCCCUCGGUACUGUGGCACACGAUGAAACUGCGUGUGCAGCUGCAGUGCAAGAAUUUGCAUGAGUACCUGAGGGAGCUGAGUCCUGAGAUACUGGACAGACUAUACAACCAUCCGGCAACAUGUCUGGCUGUCUACAGGGAGCUCCCCUCUCUCGCCAAGAAUUAUGUGAUGCGUAUGCUGUUCCUGGAUCAGCCUCUCCCUCAGGCAGCCGUGGCACUGUGGGUUAAAAAAGAUAGUCAGAAGGAUCAUGAUGAAUGUGUUUCAGUGUUGGCCGGACUCCGCCUUUGGCACAGUCAACAGCUGCAGGGUGGUCUGCAGGGGUACAUUUUAAAUCCAGUGUUCAAAGACAACCUAAGGACAGCCCUGCUUGGCGGGGGCAAAGUGUGGGCUGAUGAGGGGAGCACUCUGGGUCCCGACCGCCAUGCACGGGACAUUGAGAGUCUUGACCGCUAUGCCAUGGAGCGUUGGGAGGUCAUUCUGCAGUUCAUGGUGGGUUCUCCCAGUGCUGUCAGUCAGGACUUGGCUCAGCUGCUGGUUCAGGCAGGCCUUAUGAAAAGUGAGGCAGGGGAGGCGCCCUACAUUACCUCAGCUGGCUUCCAGUUCCUCCUACUGGACACAGCCUCUCAGCUGUGGUAUUUCACCUUGCAGUACCUCAAAACUGCUCAGUCCAGAGGGAUGGACCUGGUGGAGAUCUUGUCAUUCUUAUUCCAGCUCAGUUUCUCUACUCUUGGCAGAGAUUACUCAGUGGAGGGUAUGAGUGAGUCAUUACUGACUUUCCUGCAGCACCUGCGGGAGUUCGGACUGGUUUUCCAGAGGAAGAGGAAGUCGAGGCGUUACUAUCCCACCAGGCUAGCAAUCUCUCUGGCUGCAGGUGUUACUAGCAGAUCCUCGUCGUCCUCCUCCAACAUGGCGUCCACUCCCAGUACUGGAGAGACAGGCUUCAUUGUGGUAGAAACCAAUUAUCGGAUCUACGCCUACACAAAUUCUGAACUUCAGAUCGCUCUGGUGGCUCUCUUCAGUGAAAUGCUGUAUCGAUUCCCUAAUGUAGUGGUAGCUCAACUUACACGGGAGUCAGUGCAACAGGCCAUCGCCAAUGGCAUCACUGCACAACAGAUUAUCCACUUUCUAAGGACCAGAGCUCAUCCUGUUAUGCUCACACAGACCCCAGUGCUGCCUCCAACCAUAACGGAUCAGAUCCGACUGUGGGAGCUGGAAAGAGAUCGACUGCAGUUCACAGAGGGAGUGCUCUAUAACCAGUUCCUGUCCCAGGCUGAUUUUGAGGUGCUGCGAGACAGAGCUCAGGGUCUGGGCUGUCUGGUGUGGCAGAAUGUGGCUCAGAGGGUGAUGGUGGUGACAACGCAGGGACAUAGUGAGGUCAAGAGGUUCUGGAAACGACAGAGGUCUCACACGUAACCAGAGGAAGAUAAACCAGGAGCAGUGACAUCACACCUGUGGAUGGCUAGUCCUGUCAUGUCCAGGGAGUUUCCUGUUUUUCACAGUGUUCAUUGCUGGCAGUACUAUAAGAAAGAGAUGACUGUAUAUGUUUUAUAAACUGCUGACUUCUGUAUAUUUUG
Molecule: messenger RNA, 1891 nt
Organism: Mugil cephalus (flathead mullet)
Lineage: Eukaryota; Metazoa; Chordata; Actinopteri; Mugiliformes; Mugilidae
Gene: gtf2h4
Product: general transcription factor IIH, polypeptide 4
Exons: 13
Coding region: 339-1730 (463 amino acids)
Biological process (GO): nucleotide-excision repair
Cellular component (GO): transcription factor TFIIH core complex; transcription factor TFIIH holo complex
Molecular function (GO): ATPase activator activity; double-stranded DNA binding
Source: RefSeq, a predicted model, not a curated record